Molecule: messenger RNA, 869 nt
Organism: Zea mays
Lineage: Eukaryota; Viridiplantae; Streptophyta; Magnoliopsida; Poales; Poaceae
Product: pentatricopeptide repeat-containing protein At4g18975, chloroplastic
Exons: 2
Coding region: 11-400 (129 amino acids)
Molecular function (GO): protein binding
Source: RefSeq, a predicted model, not a curated record
CAAGUGGUUGAUGAGCAAAGGACAGGUGCUGACAUGGACAACAUAUGAUACACUUCUGCUCGCACUUCUUAUGGAUAAACGGGUAGAUGAAGCUGAGUCAGUUUGGAACACUGUAAUACAGACUCAUACCCGCUCAGUGCCCAAGAGGUUGUUCUCUCGGAUGAUCUUGAUCUACGACAUUCACCAGCGUCCAGAUAAAGUUUUGGAGAUAUUCGCGGAUAUGGAGGAAUUAGGUGUGCGUCCGGACGAGGAUACAACGAGACGGAUCGGAAAGGCAUUCGUGGCUUCCGGCCAAGAAGAAAAAGAGAAGCAUGUCCUAGAGAAAUACUUGAAGAAGUGGAAGUACAUCCAUUUCAACGGCGAGCGCGUUCGCGUGCGGAGGGACGGACCAUUGGUGUAGUGCCCGUUUUCUGAAAAAUGCUCGAACCUAUCAGAGUAUCGUGCCGGUAGGCGGUAGGGCAGGGGCGAAGCUGUUACUGCCGAUGUGACAGUCAGGCACAUGGAUAUCGGCACUAGUCCCUAUCCUAUGUGGAAUGGAACAGAAACUGGAGAUUGGUUCCAUGGCUCUAGCCUGUGGAGGAGACGAGCGGAUAGGGGGUGGCUGGCUACUACCGGCGAGAUAGUGAUUUAAUAGGCACUACAUAGGCGUCCAGUGAUUUUGAUGGCUUUAACUUGCGUAUGUGUCCGCGGAAUGGUCCCGUGCUAUUUUGGUGAUUUGUGCUUGUGAAAUUGUGAACACCCACUGGAAAGUGUGUAUCAUGAGAGGGACAAUACCUGACGGCUGGGUCCAUGUCUUGCUGAUUUCACGCAACGAACCAUUUUCUGUUUGUUGCGGUGCCCCGGGGUUUACGUACUUCUUCUAUUCUUUU